AUGAGACUUAUUACCCAUAACAUGCUGCAAUGCCACGUUAAGAAUUGCAAUACAAACAAUUUUCCCCUUCGUUUUGAAGACGCACAAGUAGAACUCAUCGAAGCUGACUAUAAUCCUGAAUUUCUGGCAAACAUGCUCGACAAGAUCGAAUGGGAUGCUUUGCUUCAAACUGCUGUGCAGCUUGGUAUCGCAACAUUGCCUGCUCAGAUUCCCGAAAACGCUUUAGAAAACGAAGAAUUCCUCAAGGCAUUGCAUAGUGUACUUUUAGAGACCCACGUGCAACAAGGACGCAUGGUAUGCCCCAACUGCCAACAUGUAUACAAUAUCAAAGACGGUAUCCCCAACAUGCUUUUAGCCGAACACGAAAUUUAA
Molecule: messenger RNA, 372 nt
Organism: Radiomyces spectabilis
Lineage: Eukaryota; Fungi; Mucoromycota; Mucoromycetes; Mucorales; Radiomycetaceae
Exons: 3
Coding region: 1-372 (123 amino acids)
Biological process (GO): rRNA (guanine-N7)-methylation; peptidyl-glutamine methylation; tRNA methylation
Molecular function (GO): protein heterodimerization activity
Source: RefSeq, a predicted model, not a curated record